Messenger RNA from Chelonia mydas (Green sea turtle), 1716 nucleotides. RefSeq names its product E3 SUMO-protein ligase KIAA1586-like. Lineage: Eukaryota; Metazoa; Chordata; Testudines; Cheloniidae. Bases 1 to 1716 code for a protein of 571 amino acids. The record is from RefSeq and is a predicted model, not a curated record. The transcript has a single exon.
AUGGCUAAAAAAGAAACUCUUCUUAAUCUGAAUGCUAAAAGUGAAGAAGCAGCAUUUGAAACUACUGCUCGUGUAUUCCAAACAGCCGACUACAUUGCCAAAACAAAUCGACCCCUCAGUGACCAUGAGAGCCUCAUUGACCUACAGCAAAUCAACGGAAUUGAAAUGGGGCGUUUGUUGCAUAGUAGAACAGUUUGUGUAGACAUAAUCAAUCAUAUAGCCACUGAAAUGAAAAAGAGAAUUGUCAAUAAAAUCAUCGACAAUAAGGCAAAAAUUACAGUACUUGUCGAUGAAUCGACUACUCUCACUGGAAACUCGACUCUCAUCAUUUUUUUGAAAGCCGGUAUAGAUGGAAUUAUGAGGCCACUCACGUUUCCUCUGGACUUGAUAGAGCUGCAAAGCACAACAGCAGCAGCCAUUAAAGGGGAAAUUUUGAAAUGCUUGCUGUGUUGUGGCUUCACUAAAGAGCUAUUAUUGGAAGUGAUGAUCAGCUUUUGUAGUGACAGCGCAAAUGUGAUGUUAGGAGUCAAAGCUGGUGUUGGAAAACUACUACAAAUGGACUUUCCUAAUGUGAUAUUAUGGCAUUGCCUCAACCAUAGACUGGAACUUGCUGUUGAUGAAGCUUUAGAAGUCACCGGAGGUACAAAUGACUAUAAGGCCUUUUUGGAUGCAUUAUAUUCCUUGUACAGUCAAUCACCAAAAAACUCUCAUGAACUGAGCGCUCAUGCUAAUGAAUUACACAUUGUACUUAAAAAAAUCGGCAAAAUAUUCAAUUUAAGGUGGGUGGCGUCAACAUGGACAGCAGUCAAUGCAGUGUGGCAAACAUACCCUGCUUUGGCAAAACACUUCGAGACGGCCUCACAAGACCUGUCAAGAGUUGGAAGUGAAUGUAUUAAAUUUCAAGGACUACACUCAAAGCUGUGUUCUGUAAAUUUCAUCAGAAACCUUUCAUUAAUGCUGGAUGUGCUGACACAACUGAAGAACUUGUCCGAGAUGUUACAAGAACGAGACAUGACCAUUCCAAAAGCAGACAACCUGAUGCAAAUAUACAUCAAGAGAAUCGAAAGCCUAAAAACAGACCCAGGAAUUCACUCUGAAGAAGCUCAGAAGGCUGAACAAUCCAUGAUGUUCAAAAACAGCAAAUUAAACGGUGCUGGAAAAAGCCCCAGAAUCAACUCGUCUCAAUUCAUUCAAGCAGUCAUUGACAACAUGAGGACAAAACUCUUCACAACUGCCUCAAACAAAGCCGAUCAAAGCACACGUGAAGAAAGGGCUUCCAAUUAUAAGGACUUAAUUAACAAUUUGUCAGUUUUGAAUCCUGAAAAAUGGCAAGAGAAUCCAGAGAAUCCCCACUUUGGAGAAAAGGAAAUAAGAGCAUUGGCUGAUCAACUGAGAAUCAAUCAACAAGAAACACACUUGGGAUUUGUUGAAUUCAAGGCUUCUGGAGGAAAAAACAUUCCUGGUAAACUUAAAAAACUCGUUCUUGCAGUGGACACCCUUGCUGCAAGCAACACUGACUGCGAAAGAGGAUUCAGUGCAAUGAACAACAUCAUUACAGUGAAACGGAUUGUACUUACCACUCGUCAUGUGGCGGACUUGCUAUUCAUUUCAUGUGUGGGACCUCCUUAUACUCAGUGGAUUCCCAUGCCAUAUGUGAAAUUGUGGCUUGGAAAGGGCAGACGUGCAGCACAUUCAUCUCGAGGCAUGGCCCGAUAA